This is a messenger RNA of Schistosoma margrebowiei, 6784 nucleotides long. Lineage: Eukaryota; Metazoa; Platyhelminthes; Trematoda; Strigeidida; Schistosomatidae. The record is from the annotation of a GenBank genome assembly.
AGAUUGUAACGUAGGUUUUCGUCUUACAUGAAGGUACCAUGUGUUCUGAGAGAGUAUUAGUUUCAGUAUGUGAUAAUAUCUUUAAUAGGAAAGAAUAAGAGAAAAGGUUGGCUGACGACGAAGUAAGCACAGUGAAUUUACUAGUGUAAGCUUAAAUUCAAUGACGAACGCAAUUGACGACAUUCAGAAAUAACAUCAACGUGAGAUUAAUAAAAAUGUAACAGUUAAAAUAAGAGGCUGAUAGUUCAAUGUUCUGAACGUGUUAAAACGUGGUUAAGCUUGGGAGCGCAUGAUUAUAAUCAUGAACGUGUUCAGAAUUUACUGUUAGCAGAUAGUAUUGCAACAUCAAUGAGGUCUAAAGAUUUUUCGUGUAUAUUUUUGGGGGCUUUUAUUAAUUUACGUCCGUUUGGAGACUUAAUAGGGAGUUGACUAUUCACUGAUUAGUGACUUAAGUCUCUAAAACUUUGCAACUUAUUAUUUACAUAUUAUAAUUGAGAAUGUCUUUAGAAAAGUUUCGGCUUUAUUUCUGGAGUUUUGAGUGCUACUCAAUAAGCAGAGUUAAAUUUCAGGAAACUGAACUUCUCAGUAGGUGAUUUCCAUGAGAAGAUGCAGAGUUUUCCCUUUCAAGUGACUGAUUUUUUAUGGACGAAUCAAUCACGUAUAACAUGAUAGGUCUCGGAUGUGGGCGCGAAAUGCACUCAUUCAUUCGAAUAAAGGAAGUUUUGGCGCUAUAGCUGGUGUUAGUUCGCGGUUUCUAACCGUAAUCACAAACUGUAAAUCAUAAUUCUAAUUCCUCACACAGGUUUAUAACCCUCAUUUGGUCCUGAUUAUUAUGUUAACACUCUAGGUUAAACUGGCGUCGCUCAAAGGUCGUCUACAAAUUACAGUCUCACCACUUUCAAGAUCUAAAAUCCCUACAUAACCUUUUUCUCAGUUUUAUGGCGUGUAAUAUCUAAGCGGUUUUUUAUCCGGAAAAUGUCCUUGAGGUACUUUUUUGAAUUCUUUCGAAUUUACUUGGAGUUAGAAGUGUACACUUCCCAUCAAUCGAAUAUGAAAAAACUCAAUUUAGGCAAAGUACGGUGUUCGAUUUUGAGUUAUGUUUUAUGAAUUUUGUUAAUUCACUACGGUAUGUUUCUGUUAAUAAGCGUCGUAAAUAACAUGGUUUCACUAGUUUCACGGUCGUUUACUUUUUCCAGCUCCACAUCGUUGUAUGAAUUCAUUUCAGUAGACUUAGUUUCAAAACAUCUAGUUACAGUAGAUGACCUUAAUCAUUUCAAGUGCCAUCGCAUUUAAGGGUUUGAACUGGGUGCUUGUUUCAAGAAAAAAAAACAGUGAAAGGCGACCCAUAUAUUGGCGAAUACAAAACUGUUUCUAUAAAAACAGCUGGUACUAAGAUGUUCCCUUUGAAAAUAAUACUGUUAGUGUUUAAUGCAUCACCAUUGGGUCAUAUUUCAUGCAUGUGAUUUGUAUGUCAAAAUUUGACCCAUUACGAAUAUGUUUUAAAUUUUGUGGGUGUGCUUUUCUUUAGCGUUGCCUUAUCAUUCAGAAUUUUUCGAAAAACUAAAAUAAUGACAGACAGCAGGUGCAGAAUGAAGCAAAGCAACACAAUAAUGGAGUACUUAUUAAGGAUGAUAAAAGCAACUAAUAUUAUUUCGUUGAGUUCUUUAACUGCUUGCCUUUUUCGCUCCAUGGAUGACAGCCAAAAAGUCUAUAAAUGUUCAUACUUCUCAAAUAGACGGUGACUUGAUGAGCUUAGCGCAUUUGGUCACGGGUGAUUUACUUUUAAACCAAAAAACAUCGCUCUAUGAAGUAGGUAAGGACCAAUUGUACUUAUCACUAGUUUAGUCACUCUAGCUUGUGCAGUGUAGGAAUGGAGGUAAAAAUUUCGUAUUCAAUGUGGCUGAACAUUGAACACACUCCUAAAUUUGUCUAUUACUUUUGAACUUAAAUAAAUCCUCACCUAGAGCAGUUUGGUUGGGGGAAUCAAGUGACAUAACCGAAAAUCAUUCUGAGCAGCUCAGUUGUAUGCAGUUUCCUGUUGUCCAAAUCUGUCUGAUUUACAAAGACCAGUGAAUUAAUAUGACAUCGCUAAUAAGUUAAUCACUCAUAAUCAAUGCAAAGCCUCACCCAAAUCUAUUGAUUGAUUGAAGUUAUUUUAUUACCAUUUUGUGCCAGAUUUUGUGCUCAAGUAAAAAAGGAAACACCUAACAAGGAUUACGUGACCUUAAAGUUUAUUGUACUGUAAUAUAAUUAAAAUGAACUGUAUUUGUGGUCAGAUUUGAAAAACCACUAAAUAUCAGCUUAGAAACGUCAAACGGUACAAAAAAAGUGACACUGCAGUAUUGAAUCUAUGAAAAAAUAACUACAUAUCAUUACAUGUUCUUUCCUUCACGGUAAUUGGCUCAGAUAAUGUAUUGGUUAAUGAAAUUACUGCGAUGUUGAGAUUUCGUUUUAUUUCUGAAAUUAAUUUUUCUAGAAAGACAAAAGUACUUUGUCGUAUUCUGUUUGAGGCUUGGUUAGUGCACUUCAUAAGUAAUACCUUCAAUAUAGUAACCACAUAAAGAAUUUACUGAACCAGGUCUACAUGAUCGAAAUUCUCAGUAACUUGCAAUAUAAUUUCACUGUGCUUUCAACCAGUAGGUCGCAAUUUCGAAUCCUGGAUUACCUACCGUAGUAUUAGAGAUCAGAAUCGAUCACAAUGGCGGUGUACACUCUUUUUCUUCCUUUAAACUGAGGUUAAAAUUAAUUUAUACCUUUCUUUCUACGAAAUAAUUCUUUCUUCCUGUGUCAUAUGGAAUCUUUUUUAACUACCAUCGAACUAAAUGGUUCCAUGAAUUUGAUGUUCAUCUUGUUGUACUAAUGUGUAACAACUUGGACCGACACAUAUAUGCGCCUGAUCCUACGUUGCAGCUGACUGACUGAGAUCAGUUAGUAUCACUAACCCUUACUCAUUGUAGCUCCAAACAGGGUACAGAAUCAUGUACUUCGUAAUUUAGUGACAUUUACGUAUUUUUAUUUUCAGUAAAGUUGUAGUAAGAUAAAAUUGGUUCGCUUUAUUUCAUGAUUACUAAUCAUCAAUUUCUAUUUCUUCAUGGAUCCUACUUCAGUUAUUUAUUUAUUUGAACACAUAUAUAUUGGUACAGGAGUGCGCCGAAUAUAUCUACUUCAGUUAACAAUCGGAAAGUCCCCACAUGGAUCAUAAAAUCAAUGAAAUAACUGAAAAUAUUAAGCAACGUAGUCGUGAGGGUGCGUAUCCUCUCUUCAAGCAAACGGGUCCGGAAUAUGUGAUGCCGAAAUUUCCGAUUGAGAGGAAAGAGAUGGAAGAUCAUAUCUUGGAAUUAAAACUGGCCCGAGCAUUAAGUGUGGCAGACAAUGAUUCUAAACUUCUCGUUAACGAAGAAAACCAUGAUCUUACCAUUUCGAAUCCUUCAGCUACCUGUAAAGCUAUUAGUUUAGAUGACUGCAAUUCUUUUGAAAGCAUAACAAACGAUCAUGAAUCUGUGUUAUCUAGCAAAAAGAAUAUAUUUAACCAAGAUUCUUUCAACUCUUUAUCCGUACUCCCUGAAACACCAUCUGAUGAACCAAAUCUUCACUCUAGCCAAUCUGCUACUUCAGACGUGAAUACGUCUUUGGAAUCUGGUAACCGGAUGCAACCUAGGCUUACUCAAAACAAUAUUCAGUUUCAAAAUGAGCAGAACUGUGGAAGUUCUUUAUUCCGAAGAUUAUACAGCAUCCCUAGUACAAAUAACGAUGGAUUACCAAUAUAUUUAGCACCUGCGCCAAAUCCAGGCGUAUUCACAGAUGUAGUUCCUGUUCUCCAAGAAGUAGAAGAAGCGGCUGAAGCACACAUAGAGUCAGCAGCUGUAGAAUUCCAACGUGUUCAAAUCUGCGGGGAUGAUACUCUUGGUGUUCCUGUAGAUGAUUUACAUUUAGCUUCAGAAGCAUUGAUUAAAGCCUUAUUAUUACGUCAAAAAUACAUUACUUCAUCAAAACAAUCAUUUCAUUGUACAACUAAACGAUAUUUAAGUGUACUGGAUUCAGGUUCAGUAAAAUUAUUGGAUUCUGAGGAAAAGCAAUAUAAAUCUAUACACACCCCUGUAUUUGAUCAUCCAAUUCAUCCUCCUGGGAAAACUGGUGAUCCUUUCGAGAUAGACUAUUGGCCUGAACCAUUAGACGUUAAAAUGGAAUUUCGCAAGGGUAUAAUGCACAUCGAAACAUUGUCUGAUUCACCAGACAGAAACCAGGGGAAUUUAAUAAAUGGGACAUCAGAACAUAAUCAUAAUAAUGAAACUGAUGUUGAUCAACCUAUGAAAAAAGAUCUACCAGAAUUCACUAUACCAUCUCUACAGACAUUCUUCUCAGACUUCGAUACAAUACGUACAUUUGUAGGAGAUGGUCCAUUGAAGUCAUUCUGUUAUCGUCGACUGACUUACUUGGCUUCAAAAUUUCAAUUGCAUUCAUUGUUGAAUGAAGCUCGGGAAUCAUUUGAGCAAAAACGUGUAUCACAUCGUGAUUUUUAUAAUAUUCGAAAGGUUGAUACUCAUAUACAUGCAUCAUCAUGUAUGAAUCAAAAACAUUUACUACGUUUUAUCAAGAAAACAAUUCGUACUAAAUCAGAUGUUUAUGUAUGUGAAGAUCCAAAAACUAAAAAGCCUAUGACAUUAAGUGAAUUGAUUGAUAAAAUUGGGAUUACACUUUACGAUUUAAAUAUUGACAAUUUGGAUGUCCACGCUGAUCGUAACACUUUUCAUCGAUUCGAUAAAUUCAACGCUAAAUACAAUCCCAUUGGUCAAAGUCAACUACGUGAAGUGUUUUUGAAGACGGACAACUACAUUAAAGGCGUUUUCUUUGCACAUGUUCUGAAGGAAGUGUUCUAUGACUUUUCUGAAUCGAAAUAUCAAAAUGCUGAACCACGUCUUUCAAUUUAUGGUAGAUCUAUCAAUGAAUGGGAUAAUUUGGCUAAAUGGGCUAUUGAUUGUAAAGUUUAUUCUGAUAAUAUACGUUGGUUGAUUCAAGUGCCUCGUCUUUUCGAUGUUUAUCACGCCAAAGGAUCAAUGAAAUACUUCCAAGAUAUUAUCACAAACGUCUUUCAACCUUUGUUCGAGGUAACUGUCAAUCCUAAAUCCCAUCCUGAACUACAUGCAUUUUUACAAUAUGUAACUGGUUUUGAUUCAGUGGAUGAUGAAUCGAAAUCUGAUAAAGUUGUAUUCAAUGCAUCAACUCCUACACCGGAUGUAUAUGAUUUAAAUGAAAAUCCUCCAUACUCUUAUUAUAUAUUUUAUAUGUUUGCUAAUAUAUCUCAAUUAAAUCAACUAAGAAGUCAUCGAGGCUUAAAUACAUUCUCAUUUAGACCUCACUGUGGUGAAGCAGGUAAUAUUAAUCAUUUGGUUACUUGUUUCCUGUUGGCUGAAAGUAUCAAUCAUGGUUUGUUGUUACGUAAAGCUCCUGUUCUACAAUAUCUUUACUUUAUUGCUCAGAUCGGAAUAGCUAUGUCACCUUUGAGUAAUAAUUCUCUGUUCUUGGAUUAUCAUCGUAAUCCAUUGAAUGACUUUUUAGCACGGGGUCUGUUCGUCAGUCUUAGCACUGAUGAUCCUUUACAAUUUCAUUUUACUAAAGAACCAUUGAUUGAAGAAUAUAGUAUAGCUGCUCAAGUAUGGAAAUUCACAUCUACUGAUAUGUGUGAAUUAGCACGUAAUAGUGUUUUGAUGAGUGGUUUUUCCCCUCUGAUUAAAUCUCAUUGGCUUGGACCUAAUUAUACUCAAGAAGGUGUUAUGGGUAAUGAUAUAACUCGAAGUAAUCUACCCAACAUUCGCGUUGCUUAUCGUUUUGAAACCUUAACACAAGAAUUACGUUUGUUAUUAAAUUCUGUGUUAGCGAGUCGAACUAGUGGAUCUGUUUCACCUGGUAGUAGUACAGUAAUGCAUUCUCCAAAAAAGAACCAUAUUUCAACAGAUUCUAGUCAAAUCGAUCAUUUAAAGAAAUGAUUAUUCUUGAUACAAUAUAUAUACAAUGAUUAUCGAUACUAAUUAGCUGCUAGUAACACUUUUGUCUUUUCUUUUAAAUGUGAAUUCACUUAUCUUAAUUUGAAUUCUUCUUUCUGAAUAUAUUUGUUCAUGGUUUGUUAUGAAUUAAACAGUUGUAACACAUUCUAACAUUCAUAUAAAUAUCUACACUUCUUUUGCAGAUAAAUAUCAUAACGUAGAAAUUAAUUUUUCAUCCAUAUAUUCACACUAUCUACAUUUAUCUUUCAUUCUGAUGUGCUUAUUUUGAUUUAUUAUUAAUUAAGAGUCCUAAUAUAAGUACCAUUUGAUGCUAGAUAUUUUAUUACUAUUAUUUCUGGGAAUAAUUGUAUCUCACUUACACCAUUCAUCAUUUAAUGAUGAUAAUCCACUGUUUAAACUUUCUCUGCGUUCAUCAAUUCUGAUGAAGUGUUGUUAACAACACAUCUACAAAGAGAAAUUCAUUACAUUAAUGAUCAUUUUAAUUGUAUCAUUAAAGAUAAUAAUUUGUGCGCAUAUACAUAAACAAACGCACAAGUUGAAUGCAUUUACGGUAAAAGUGCAAAUGUUUUAAUACAGUGUUGAUUUAUCUGGUUAAAGAUGUUUAUGUUGCUUUUUAAUAGUGUACGGUAACAAAUCUUUAUGUUAUUAUGUAAUGAGAAUGAACUUUGUAAUAUCAUUAAUGUCUAUCAUGUGUUUUUUUGUUUGAAAUACGCAAUUAUUUAUUCAAUCAAAUUUUAUUUCAAAAAGUAAUCAUUUUAAACAAGAAUAUUUUCUACUUACUC